Molecule: messenger RNA, 330 nt
Organism: Suillus clintonianus
Lineage: Eukaryota; Fungi; Basidiomycota; Agaricomycetes; Boletales; Suillaceae
Exons: 1
Source: RefSeq, a predicted model, not a curated record
AUGCUCCCAAGGGCAACAUUCGCACCACAACAUGCACAGUUUUCAACACACAUGCUUCGUUUGCGCAGCAAGAAAGUGGUUCCCUUAUUGUUGGGUGAUGCCUUACCUCGCCCAGAUCAAUCUGAAGAGGAAAAUGAAUUGCAUUGUCGAGCGAUGAUGUUGUUGUUUAAACCGUGGCGAGAGUUCUCAGACUUAAAGUCAGACGUCGAAAGUUGGGUAGACGCGUUCGAAAAAGAAACUUUUCCGUCGAGAUUGUUGGCAAUUAUUAAGAACAUGAAUGUUGAGAAUGAAUGUAAAGAUGCUAGAGAUGCGCAUGCUGUUUUAGUGCGA